Penicillium manginii is the source of this 1122-nucleotide messenger RNA. RefSeq names its product Zn(II)2Cys6 transcription factor domain-containing protein. The transcript has a single exon. The coding region runs from base 1 to 1122 and encodes 373 amino acids. NCBI's taxonomy places the organism in Eukaryota, Fungi, Ascomycota, Eurotiomycetes, Eurotiales, Aspergillaceae. Gene Ontology annotation, biological process: regulation of DNA-templated transcription. The record is from RefSeq and is a predicted model, not a curated record. Gene Ontology annotation, molecular function: DNA-binding transcription factor activity, RNA polymerase II-specific; zinc ion binding.
AUGGCUUACAGAUCGCCAUCUGCGCGCUCACGACAGAAAUCAUGCAUUGCUUGUGCCGAAGGGAAACGGCGCUGCAACCGUCAAACCCCAGAUUGCUCACGAUGUCUUGCCCAGGGAUUGGUGUGUACUUACAAAAGUGCAUGGCCCCCAAAGCGCCAGAUUAUUUCGAAUCAGUUGCAAUCAUCACAUCUUCUGGAAGCGGGGCCGGAAUCCCCCCCUGCUUCCAGUGAGACUCUGUUGUUUAUGCCGCUAGAUCAAUUUUACAUUGACGAUACGAAUGUUGGGAUCCCGUGGCUUACUCCGAUGCCCUCUCUACUUUCCAUACCAUCACUAUCCCCAGCUGCAAUUUACCCAGAAACCACCAUCCUGGAUAAAUGGUCAACCAAUCAGCUAUUGCGAAAUAUCAAAUCUUACCCGCAGGAGUUUGUUAUCACUCGAAAAACGCCAUUCAUUCAUUCCCGUCUCUACGAUGCAUACUUGCCCGAUGCUAUUCAAGAUGCUUUUACAGUGUUAGCAGCUUAUAGUAUCAAAACAUCAGAAACAGAGGACCUGGUUUUCCGUAUACUGGAAAGCAAGACUACUGGCCUCGUGGAGCAGGAUAUCCACACAAGUACCCUGCCCCAGAUUCUCGCAGCAGUGCAUGCAUUGAUGCUGUUUCAAAUUGUCCAGCUCUUUGAUGGCGAUAUUCGACAGCGCUCCUUGGCUGAACAACACAUGGAUAUAUUAAGAAUUUGGGCCUUUCAAUUACAAGAGCGAGCGGCAAGCUUGACCCCUGCGAUCACAUGGCAAGAAUGGAUAGUUGCAGAGAGCGCUCGAAGAACAAUCAUUUUUGUCAUGAUGAUUGAGGGCUUGUAUCUGUCACUAAAAACCGGGUGUUGUCCAAAUGUCAAGGCAAUGAGUAUACUUCCCUUCACAUCCAAGACCACUCUAUGGGAUCUCGGUACAAGUGCUUCAUGGCUUGAGGAAUCAGACCGAUUGCCUUCCGAAACCGUACUUUAUGGUGACUUUGCAAGGGGUUGGCAAGAGGGACAACUGCCGGGACGACUGGAUGGAUUCCAAAAGCUGUUGCUUAUACCGUGUCUGGGUGAGAGAUACAGCGAGCAACUGGAGCUAGAUGGUUGA